UACCGACUUUAGGACCAAGCGGUGCUUCCCCUUUGGCAAAGCACCAAGUAGCACAAGUGCCUAAUGGCCAAUGGGGUUGAGGAGGCGGUCCAAGAGCUCUGACCAGUCAAACACAGUCACUUUCCUUAUAAGGAAGCUCGUCUCUAUGGUAACGUGUGCUAAGUUGCAGCAGUCGUGUCAAAGUUCACUAUAUAGAGAGCUCAGUGAGCUGAUCAGAGAGAAAGCAUUCUGCCUGCCCAGCUCCUACAAAUCGCAUUCACUUCCUAACCUCCCCCUUUUUAACAUAUUUGAUCACUUUGAUUCUCAGUUCUUUUUUAUUAUCAUUUUUACGCGCAAGAAGGAGGUUCCGUAGGUUGUGAUCUUCUUUUUAUUAUUACCAUCGCUUGCUGGAGAGUUGACUCUUCAUAUCUGGCUCGACCACUAGAUUCAACGGUGCUGCUACGAGAGCGAUAGAAAGAAGAAGGACACAUUGAAGACACUGAUCUGUAUAUAUACAUAUGUAGUUGUAUAUAUAUAUGUAUAUAUAUAAAAAUACAGACAAAGAGAGAGAGAAACAGAGAUAUAUUUUUGUAUCAGUGCAAGCUUUUUCGGGACUUCAACUUAAAAAGGAUCGCUUUUUACUGUUUCUUACUGGCACCUUAAGAGUCGGUCUCUCUCUCUCUCUCUUUUUUUUUUUUUUUUUUUUUUUGUGCUCUUUAAUCUUUAACCUCUUCUUCAUCCAUCCUUUUAUUCUUCUUUCUGAUGGGCUUCCUGAAUGGCUGACAGCAAGCUUCCCCGGACCUGGCCUCUAGACGCUAGUCGAUCUUCAGCUCGACGAAAAAUCAGUUUUAUUUAAAUAUACAGAAUAAAGAAGAAGAAAGAAUUAUUUACAGCUGCUUUACUUAUUUAUUUAUUUUUUCAAUCUGAAGUACUACCGGACAAUUAAAUUACCUUCUUUUCAUUCAUAUUUGCACUGACUUUUUAAAGCAACCAAGAAAAGCAAAAAUCUUUGUGCAUCUUCAAAAAUCAUAUAUACAUAUAUAUAUAUAUAAAUAUAUAUAUAUAUAUAAAUAGAGAGGUAGCUAGUUAGAUAUAUAUAUGUAUGCAUAUAUAUAUAUUGACAGAUAUAUAAACGCUACAGAAGCAAGAACAGAAGGGGGGGAUAAAGUUUCUUAACGUUGUCUGAUAGAUAUGGCAAUGGUAGUGUGGCGAGGCACCCAGGACGAUGUGGCCGAAACGCAGGGGACCCUUUCAUCCCAAGGAGGACCACUUUCUUUACCAACGCCUCAGGUGGCCCCACCAACUCCUCAAACGCCUGUGCAAGGGGGGCCCCCGACAACAACUUCACAGUCUACGCCGAGCAGCCAGGCGGGCCAACAAAACCAAACUGUGGAGAAGCAGCAGCCGCAGCACAUCGAGUGUGUAGUAUGUGGCGACAAAUCAAGCGGUAAACAUUAUGGCCAAUUUACCUGCGAAGGCUGCAAAAGCUUUUUUAAGAGGAGUGUACGGAGGAACCUGAGUUACACGUGCCGUGCCAACAGAAACUGUCCAAUUGACCAGCACCAUCGCAAUCAGUGUCAAUAUUGCCGCCUUAAAAAAUGCCUCAAAGUUGGCAUGAGACGGGAAGUUUCUCUUUUUACUGCAGCCGUUCAAAGGGGACGUAUGCCGCCUACGCAACCACAUCACGGCCAGUUCGCCUUGACAAAUGGGGAUCCACUGAACUGCCAUUCCUACUUGUCCGGAUAUAUCUCUCUCCUUCUUCGAGCGGAGCCCUACCCAACCUCCCGUUAUGGCAGCCAGUGUAUGCAGCCUAACAACAUAAUGGGCAUAGAGAACAUUUGUGAACUGGCAGCCAGGAUGUUAUUUAGUGCAGUGGAGUGGGCACGGAAUAUCCCCUUCUUCCCAGAUCUCCAGAUAACGGACCAGGUGGCUCUCCUGAGGUUAACCUGGAGCGAGUUGUUUGUGCUCAAUGCUGCCCAGUGUUCUAUGCCACUCCAUGUAGCCCCUCUACUGGCAGCUGCUGGUCUCCAUGCAUCGCCCAUGUCAGCGGACAGAGUUGUCGCCUUCAUGGAUCACAUACGGAUCUUCCAAGAGCAAGUGGAGAAACUAAAAGCUUUGCACGUCGACUCCGCCGAAUACAGUUGUCUUAAGGCCAUCGUUCUGUUCACUACAGAUGCUUGUGGUCUCUCAGAUGUGGCCCAUGUGGAAAGUUUGCAAGAGAAGUCCCAGUGCGCGUUGGAGGAAUAUGUGAGGAGCCAAUACCCCAAUCAACCAACUCGCUUUGGAAAGCUAUUGCUUCGUCUGCCUUCACUCCGUACAGUAUCAUCGUCUGUCAUAGAGCAAUUAUUUUUCGUCCGUUUGGUAGGUAAAACCCCGAUAGAAACCCUCAUCCGAGAUAUGUUGUUAUCUGGGAGCAGUUUUAACUGGCCUUACAUGUCAAUUCAAUAAGCGUAGAAGGAGAAAAAAACAAAACAAAAAAACGAACAAGGGUCAGGGAAAGAAAGACAGGCUUAAGACUCCAAAUGUAAUAAAUCCUUUCUUUUUAGAAAGGAAAUUGCUGUUACAAUAUUAAGAAGAGAGGCAUUAAAGGACUGUGAAUUAAACAACAAUAAGAAAAGACUUUCAACGAACUUUCAAAAUGCAUUUAAGAACUUAUGUGUCGAUUUGAUCAACAUGCUACUUAUCAUUUUUGUAAAAAGGAAAUUUUAGUUUGUUUUUUUUUUGUUGUUUUUUUUUUUUUUUUUUUGCUAAACAUUAAGGAAAACAAUAUAAAGUGCAUUAAAAGGAGAAUUUGGAGAAAAUAAGGAGAAAAGAAAAAAGUAAGUUUUCUUUUCCAAAUUAUUAUUAAAUUGUCCUGUGUCUAUGUAUCUAUAGUUUUUGUAUUUUUUUAUUCUGGUUCCAAACCGGCUAAUUAUGUGGUUCUGUAGUAUACAGUUUUUUUUUUUGUUUGUUUUUUUAACCAUAGCUUCUUAUCAAACAGCAUAAGAACUGUGUAUCGUAAAUAUGUUCUGCAAGAAUUAAAAUUGAUUCCACUGAAAUGGAAAAAUGAAUUUUAUACAAUAUUAAUGCUGGAAAUGCACUUAAUGUACCCAUCUUUUAUUCUUUUUGGGGAGCAAGAUAACUUUUCCAAGUAAAUGUUGAAUCUUAACCCACUGCUGCAACAAGCUAUAAAUCUUUGGCUUGAACGUACUAAUAUGAGCACAUGGGGGUUCUCUGCUAAUAUUUCUGUGAAGUGUCCAAGACACACUAAGACAUGAAUGAAGACGAAUUUCUGUUUCUUGUUAAAUGAAUGAAAUCCUUCAAUUGGACUAUUUUAAACCUGUAUAUUUGCAAAGCAUUCGUAUUAAGCUGUUGUCCGUUUUGCCCUAUUAAUUUACAUAUUUACAUUGGAUUCAGCAUGAAAAGACACUGUUGGCACUUAUAGUUAACAUGUGGAGGAUUAUUAGGAUUUUAAUAUUAUUAUUAUUUUCUUUUUAUAAAAGCCAGAGCUUUCAAAACGUGCUUCAUUAUGUAUCUUGUACAAGUUUAAAUAAUUGAAAUGUUUUUGUUGAGUCAUUGUGUGUAAAAUUCCAAGACAACAAGAUGAAAGUAUGUGGGAAUUAAAACAUUAAUUGAUAUAUGAAACUCA
This is a messenger RNA of Erpetoichthys calabaricus (reedfish), 3607 nucleotides long. It is a transcript of the gene nr2f2, whose product is annotated as nuclear receptor subfamily 2, group F, member 2. NCBI's taxonomy places the organism in Eukaryota, Metazoa, Chordata, Cladistia, Polypteriformes, Polypteridae. Gene Ontology annotation, biological process: negative regulation of transcription by RNA polymerase II; anatomical structure development; cell differentiation. Gene Ontology annotation, molecular function: nuclear receptor activity; retinoic acid binding; zinc ion binding. The coding region runs from base 1171 to 2427 and encodes 418 amino acids. The record is from RefSeq and is a predicted model, not a curated record. The transcript has 3 exons.